UUUUAUUUUGACAGUAUCACCCGGAAGGGUUUUCAUAACAACAUUGUAUGGCAUCCGGAGGAGGCGGCACCAUGGCUGACGACCCACAGAGAAAUUUUCGCUCUGCAUACUACGAGAAAGUGGGUUUCAGAGGAGUGGAGGAGAAGAAGUCCCUGGAAAUACUACUCAAAGACAAUCCUCUGGAUUUAGAAAAGCUAAGCACCUUCAGUCAGAGGUUCCCCCUUCCUUCCAUGUACAGGAUUCAUGUGUGGAAGGUACUGCUGGGCAUCCUACCUCCACACAGUGACUCUCAUGCUCUGGUUGGGGGCUACAGGAAGGAGCAGUAUCAGGAUAUCCUGGAAGCUCUGGAAGUGAUGAGAUACAUCAACUCCUCCACACCCUCCACCCAUGUUUACUUGCGGAUGUUCCAACUGGAGAGCCAGACCCUCCCGCGAUGCUCUGAGACUUCACCCCCGGAUGAAGAGAAUGAAGACUUCCUCUCCAUCAGCCGAGCCAUGGAAGAGAUUGUAGAUGAUCCUGUUGACUGCUACUGGCUCGUCAAGUGUUUUGUCAAUCAGUACCAUACAAAGUUUGGAGACUCAGUACCUCACCUU
Molecule: messenger RNA, 593 nt
Organism: Pundamilia nyererei
Lineage: Eukaryota; Metazoa; Chordata; Actinopteri; Cichliformes; Cichlidae
Product: TBC1 domain family member 7-like
Exons: 5
Biological process (GO): activation of GTPase activity; negative regulation of TOR signaling
Molecular function (GO): GTPase activator activity
Source: RefSeq, a predicted model, not a curated record